Molecule: messenger RNA, 3709 nt
Organism: Anolis sagrei ordinatus
Lineage: Eukaryota; Metazoa; Chordata; Lepidosauria; Squamata; Anolidae
Source: RefSeq, a predicted model, not a curated record
AGGAGGCAGAGGCAGCUACGCCCAUGCCCGGCGCACUCGCGGGGAAGAAGGAGGAGAAGCAGGUGGACGCGGGUGGCGGGCGGCAGGAGGAGAAGGAGGAGGAGAAGCAGGAGCCAAGGAAGAAAGGAAGGGAGGGAGAGAGCAAGGAAGGAAGGAAAGAAGGAAGGAAGGAAGGAGCGCCCUCAGAGCCGGAGCCAUGCUUGCCAACGCUGCCACCAUGCGGAUCCUCAUCAAAGGGGGGAAGGUCGUGAACGACGAUUGCACCCUGGAGGCUGACGUCUACAUCGAGAACGGCAUCAUCCAGCAGGUGGGCCGGGAGCUGAUGAUCCCCGGUGGAGCCAAGGUCAUUGACGCCACGGGCAAGCUGGUCAUCCCAGGGGGAAUCGACACCAGCACUCACUUCCACCAGACCUUCAUGAAUGCCACCUGCAUCGAUGACUUCUACCAUGGCACCAAGGCCGCCCUCGUUGGGGGCACCACCAUGGUGAUCGGGCAUGUGCUUCCAGACAAGGAUAUCUCCCUACUCGAUGCUUAUGAGAAGUGCCGCAGCCUGGCCGACCCCAAAGUGUGCUGCGACUACGCCCUGCACAUGGGCAUCACCUGGUGGGCACCAAAGGUGAAGUCGGAAAUGGAGACCUUGGUGCGGGAGAAGGGGGUCAACUCCUUCCAGAUGUUCAUGACCUACAAGGACUUGUACAUGCUACGGGACAGCGAACUCUACCAAGUCUUCCGUGCUUGCAAAGACAUCGGAGCCAUUGCCCGCGUCCAUGCUGAGAACGGCGAGCUGGUGGCUGAGGGAGCCAGGGAGGCCUUGGACCUGGGCAUCACUGGCCCGGAGGGAAUCGAGAUCAGCCGGCCAGAGGAGUUGGAAGCCGAAGCUACGCAUCGAGUCAUCACCAUUGCUAACCGGACUCACUGCCCUGUCUAUCUGGUCAACGUUUCCAGUAUGUCUGCCGGAGAUGUCAUCGCCACGGCCAAGAUGCAAGGAAAAGUGGUUUAUGCGGAGACCACCACGGCACACUCCACCCUGACCGGCUUGCACUACUACCACCAGGACUGGUCCCACGCAGCGGCCUACGUGACGGUGCCUCCCUUGCGGCUGGACACCAACACCUCCACCUACCUCAUGAGCUUGCUUGCCAAAAACGUCGUGGCCUCUGACCACCGAGCUUUCACCACCAAGCAGAAGGCCAUGGGCAAGGAGGACUUCACCAAGAUCCCGCACGGAGUCAGCGGAGUGCAGGACCGCAUGGCCGUCAUCUGGGAACGUGGUGUGGUCGGGGGCAAGAUGGACGAGAACCGCUUUGUUGCCAUCACCAGCUCCAACGCUGCCAAGAUACACAACCUGUACCCGCGUAAGGGACGCAUCAUCCCCGGAGCGGACGCGGACGUGGUGGUUUGGGACCCCGAGGCCACAAAGACCAUCUCAGCCAGCACCCAGGUCCAGGGCGGGGACAUUAACCUGUACGAGAACAUGCGCUGCCACGGGGUGCCCCUGGUCACCAUCAGCCACGGGCGUGUGGUCUACGAGAACGGCGUCUUCAUGUGUGCCGAGGGCACCGGCAAGUUCUGCCCGCUCCGCUCCUUCCCAGACUCUGUGUACAAGAAGCUGGUGCAACGAGAAAAGAGUUUAAAGCUUAAGAGCGUGGACCGCACCCCAUACCUGGGGGACGUGGCCGUGGUUGUGCACGCGGGGAAAAAAGAGACGGGGACGCCUCUUGCAGACACCCCCACCCGGCCGGCCACGAGACACGGGGGCAUGAGGGACCUCCACGAGUCCGGCUUCAGCCUUUCCGGUUCUCAAAUCGAUGACCAUGUUCCAAAGCGAGCUUCGGCCCGGAUUCUCGCUCCCCCCGGAGGCAGGUCUAGCGGCAUUUGGUAGCUGCCCCGAAGACUUGUCCCCCAACUAAGGACACGGUCACCACCGCCCCCACUUUGCCCGGCUGCCGCCCGCCCGCCCACCCACCCGCCCACUCACGCCCCGCACCCUGUGCGCUCGAGGCGGCCGUGCCUUCCUCCACCGGAGCCGCCCAACAACAACCGGCAGGCGCCCAACGCCCAGCGGACCCUCCCCGGGAAUGAGGAUGAGAGGGUGGGCCGAAGCCCCCUCCUCAGCCCAACACGGCUGCAAUGAACGCAGGGGGAGGGGAUGAGGGAAGGUCCCCUGCCUCUUCCCAGUGGAGGGUGGGGGGCUUCCACCCCCCCAAAUGCUGCGGGGCGAGGGAGGCUGGCCUGGGGAGGGGGCUGGGCCAAGGGGGCCUAUCUGUGCUGGUUCCUUUCUGUUUUGCACGUUGGUUUUUUUGGAUCAGUGACAUUUGACUUGUUUGUGCAUCACGUGGGAAACAAAAAGCAUUACUGAAAUAUGGUGGUUUGUGUGGCUAGCAGUAGGAUAGAAGGGGGGGAGGCCCAGGGCAGAGGGGACGGGCCCGAGGGUGCGGGCACCCCACUCACCCCCCACUCACUUCCAAGCAAUGCCCACCUUGGCUGCGUGGACGGAGGGGUUUCCGCUGAGUUUUGCCAGAAGAGCUGCCUCCCUCUCUCCUUCCUUCCCUCCUUCUCUCCAUCUUCCCCUUCCCCACCUUCUCCCUCGUGGGGUUCGCUGUGGGUGUCUUCCACCCUUCCUCCCAGCAGCCUCCCUAUUCCCACUUGAAUGACGGCAAAACUGAGGGGGUGUCCCCUCCCUUGCCCCAACCCCUUGCAUCUCACUCUGUGUAGCUGUGAGAUGUUGGGAAGGUAGCCUGAUCGUUAGAGUAGGAGGUGACUGGGAGCAAGAGUACUUCUCCUCCUCCUCUUCCUCCUCCUUGUCCAGCCUCCUCUCAGGCCAGGGUUGUGUUCUCUGCCCCUUUCCCUUGGAUAGCCAGGCACGGGGGCUCCCCAAGACCCUCCUCUCCCUGCUCUUUCUGAAGCCACAGAGUCCCAAGGGACGGCCUGUGGGUGGGUCUCGGGAGUGUGCUUGGGGGUAAGAGUGGGAGGCAGGCUACUGUGACCCCUCAGCUAUGUCCUCAUUGCCCCAGAUGCUGGUUCUUGCAGAUACAGCCCCUAGAAACCCAGGUUAAGAGGAGAGCAGAGGUCUGAAGACUAGGUUUCCAGCACUACAGCACCCCACCUUUCUCUGUGCUUACUAGUUGCAGGACAAAGCAGCCACACUGGGUUGGGGUAAAUCCGAUCUUCCACACCUCCAGUAUUGUAGUGAGGCAGAGCCCACUCCUGCACUGGCUGGAGCUUGGGCUAGAUGGCCUUUGGGUGCCUCUUUCCGUACCAUGAUUCUGUGAUUCCUGUGCAAUGGCCAAGGUUAGAGAAUGCCCAUGGGGAUGCUGCUCCCAGCAUGCUCUGGCUCUCCAAGCCCCCCAUCUCCUUCCAACAUGAUGGUGCUAACCCCUUGCUGCCCCUCCUGCCCAGCCCUGUGCUCUGUGCCCUCGCCCACCCCGGACCCCCUGCCCACCGGGUCUCCCUCUGACGUAGUGUGAAAAUGUGAGCUGUUUCUUGUGCACCUCCUCUCCCCACUAGUUGGUUCCCGUAGGUGUGUGAGGCCAGGUGGCCCCGGCGCGACGGAGUCCUCGGCUCCCAGGACCGCAGAGGAGGACUCGGCUUCGGAGCGCAGCCUCCCCCUCCCCUUGUUACAUGUUGGAAUAGUCUUGUAAUGGCUGUUUUUAGCACCUGCCGUGCGUUUUCUGUUCCUCAUUAAAGAGAGUUCUCACGAUAACGAUAA